This is a messenger RNA of Rhinichthys klamathensis goyatoka, 1452 nucleotides long. RefSeq names its product trans-Golgi network integral membrane protein 2-like. The transcript has 4 exons. NCBI's taxonomy places the organism in Eukaryota, Metazoa, Chordata, Actinopteri, Cypriniformes, Leuciscidae. The record is from RefSeq and is a predicted model, not a curated record. The coding region runs from base 1 to 1452 and encodes 483 amino acids.
AUGACUCACCUCAGUUUGACGGGCUGUUUCAUCCUCUUUACGCUGUUGUGCAAACUUUUGGGCCUACUCUAUGAACACGAGUCCCUCCAAUACACCCUUGAGUUUCUCCUGUUCCUGGGCAUCGUGGACCCCUCGGCGGCUCUUCCACCAGAGAUCAUCCGGUCGGCAGCCGCCCCUCACGCAGAGAACCAGAGUUGGGCACCCAGGACAGGAGCAAAGGUCAUACACAAGCUAGCAGUCCAAACAAUAACAAGAUACAGGGAUGAGGGCAACAGAGAAACCCAGAAGAUCAGGCAGAGAAUCAGAAACCCAGAAGAUCAGGCAGAGAAUCAGAAACCCAGAAGAUCAGAAACACAGAAGAACAGAAGAAUCAGAAACCCAGAAGAUCAGGCAGAGAAUCAGAAACCCAAAAGAACAGGCAGAGAGUCAGAAACCCAGAAGAUCAGGCAGCGAAUCAGAAACCCAGAAGAUCAGGCAGCGAAUCAGAAAUCCAGAAGAUCAGGCAGCGAAUCAGAAAUCCAGAAGAUCAGGCAGAGAAUCAGAAACACAGAAGAACAGAAGAACAGGCAGAGAAUCAGAAACCCAGAAGAUCAGAAACACAGAAGAACAGAAGAAUCAGAAACCCAGAAGAUCAGGCAGAGAAUCAGAAACCCAGAAGAUCAGGCAGAGAAUCAGAAACCCAGAAGAUCAGGCAGCGAAUCAGAAACCCAGAAGAUCAGGCAGAGAAUCAGAAAUCCAGAAGAUCAGGCAGAGAAUCAGAAACACAGAAGAACAGGCAGAGAAUCAGAAACCCAGAAGAUCAGGCAGAGAAUCGGAAACCCAGAAGAUCAGGCAGAGAAUCAGAAACCCAAAAGAUCAGGCAGAGAAUCAGAAACCCGGAAGAACAGGCAGAGAAUCAGAAACCCGGAAGAUCAGGCAGAGAUUCAGAAACCCAGAAGAUCAGGCAGAGAUCAGAACGGAUCAGCAGAGAUCAGACAGAGAAGAACAGGCAGAGAAUCAGAAAUCCAGAAGAUCAGGCAGAGAAUCAGAAAUCCAGAAGAUCAGGUUAGCGAAUCAGAAACCCUGAAGAUCAGGCAGCGAAUCAGAAACCCAGAAGAUCAGGCAGCGAAUCAGAAACCCAGAAGAUCAGGCAGCGAAUCAGAAACCCAGAAGAUCAGGCAGAGAAUCAGAAACCCAGAAGAUCAGGCAGCGAAUCAGAAACCCAGAAGAUCAGGCAGCGAAUCAGAAACCCAGAAGAUCAGGCAGCGAAUCAGAAACCCAGAAGAUCAGGCAGCGAAUCAGAAACCCAGAAGAUCAGGCAGCGAAUCAGAAACCCAGAAGAUCAGGCAGCGAAUCAGAAACACAGAAGAACAGGCAGAGAAUCAGAAACCCAGAAGAUCAGGCAGAGAAUCAGAAACCCAGAAGAUCAGACAGAGAAUCAGAAACACGGACACAGGAGAACCAGGACACUAA